AUGACUCGAUACGCAAGAUACAAAGGCAAUAGUCAUCGGCAUGAGCACAAAGGAACAGACUGGAACGAUAUGAAUUUGAGCAAAAUGAAGGCUAAGCUUGAAGAAGAAGCAAAAGCAGCUCACAAGAUUGAACGAUCCGAAAAUCGUCGCCUAAAACGACAAGAAAACAAGAAAAACAAAAUGGUCUGCUUUAAUUGUCGGAGACCAGGACACGGCGUCGAGGACUGCCCCGAGAAAACAGAAGGCAUGGGAAAGAAACUAAAAGACAGAGUGUGCUUUAUUUGCGGAGAAAAGGACCACAGAGCGCUCAAUUGUCCGUCGAAUCCAAGAGGACUUUAUCCAGAGGGUGGAAGUUGCAAAUUUUGUGGAGACGUUACACACUACUACCAUGCUUGUCCGAAGCGAUUAGGGAAAGAGGAUAAUCCAGAGACGGGAGAAGUCGCGACGACUUUCAACCCGAUGGAGAACACCGAAGCACUCGUCAUAAAAGAACGCAAAAAAGAAUCUGACAUGUGUGUGUUAAGAAUGGAGGGUCCUGUUGUGAAGCACACAAAGGCGAGAUUCCGAUCAUAUGCUUCCGUGCAGCAGGCGUUGAGACAAGCAGGAAAAGCGUGGAGCCAGUACGAGUGGACUGACCCACCAGGAACUCAAUAUCCAACAAGAGAGAGUCAAGAAGCGGAUGAGUGCGUCUUCAUGCAGCAAGGAAACAUGAUAUUUACAAACAUGGUUACUGGCGAUAGAUAUAACGUGGAAGCAGGGGACCGCUUAUUCUUACCAAGGGGAACGCUUUAUUCAACCAUGACUCAUCAGGGGGCGUCCUACUACUGGUGUAGCAAGAAAGUCGAGCCAAAAGCUGCCAACGACGCCGAUGAAGUACCUGCGAACGCUUUACCUGCCGAUUCUGAGACUCCGUGGUGA
Messenger RNA from Oikopleura dioica, 918 nucleotides. The record is from the annotation of a GenBank genome assembly. NCBI's taxonomy places the organism in Eukaryota, Metazoa, Chordata, Appendicularia, Copelata, Oikopleuridae.